AUGGAGGCAAACGAGUACCGAUAUCGAGGCAAUGCGGGAGAAAAAGUACCAAAUUGGGUUCACAAGCUGACUUUCGAUCCAGGUAUUCAGGUUUUGCCUAGUGAAUUGUGCAACGAGUGUAUUUUUUUGGAAGAAGUGGCGCUGCCUGAAGGAUUAAUCAAAAUUGGUCGUAGGGCUUUUGAAUAUUGCACAAGUUUGUCGGAAAUCAAGAUUCGUGGCACCGUAGAAUCUGUUUGGGAAGAAGCGUUUACGGAUUGCUCAGCCAUGACAAAAGUUGAGUUUGAAGAAUCAUGUUCAUCAUCUUCGCCGCCCCAUGGGCUAAAGACAAUUUUCAAGGAAGCUUUCCAACGUUGCCGCUCGCUACAAAGAAUCAAGAUCCCCUCGUCUGUGAACUUGAUUGGUGACUCUUGUUUUCAAUCCUGCGACAAUUUGAUAGAAGCAACUCUAUCAACAACUUCCAUCAAGGAGAUUCCUCGCCUGGGGUUCGCCCAUUGUCGCUCACUACAGACUGUGAGUCUACCAAGCUCAUUGGAGCGUGUUUGCGAUUAUGGAUUCUACAAAUGUCCUUCCUUGGUGACAGUAGUAAUAGUGCCUUUGGAUGAUUCAAAGCCUAUCGAAAUUGGGUUCCAAUCUUUCGAAUCCUGUGAAGCUCUUGCAAACUUUGUGCUUCCAACAGGGUCCAAUGCCGACAAUACAUCGUUCGAUGGAUGUGCACGACUGCAAAGUCGCUUCGGAGAAAGGGCAAAGAAAAUUGUCGCCGGUUUGAUAAGCCGGUUUGACAGCCAACCUGUUCACAAAAUGUUGUACGAUUGGUCGUCCGUUUCUCCCAAAAAGCUGGGUCAUUGUAUUGAGACAGCAAAGAGCGAGGAAUCACCGCUUGUGGACCGGUUUGGAAUGACCCCAUUCCACAUCUUCUUUUCGACUAACGAACCAGAUGAAGAAGUGCUUGAAGUCCUCCUCGACAAGUAUCCAUACCAUGUUGUGAACUACAAAGACUCAAAUGGGAAACGACCAUUGGACUACCUGGUCUCCAAUUGGACUGAAGAUACUGAAUCUUUGCUUGCUGAAUCAACAGCAACUUUGCUUCAAAAAACAAUGCAAAGAUGGAUGAUUGAUCCACUCGUUCGCUGGGGAACUGCUUCCUGGGUGGAGGACAUGCAAAGCAAGGUAGAAGGUAUACUUGCUGAAUACGACAAUGAACAAAGAGAAGUAUUGUACAAUGGAGCGUAUUCUGUAUUUUUACAUUAUGUAGAUAUGACAGUCCCAUCGAUCCUGGAGAUGGCCUUGUGGAAGGCGAAGCUCAACGGUGGACGGAACACUGAUAUUAUUAUGCUACAGUCGCUAGACCGAGAAGAGUGCCGUUGUGUUUGUGGAUCGGAUGUUGUAAUUCCAAGUGUAGCAAUAUUCUUGGGAAUCAUUCCAUAG
This is a messenger RNA of Cylindrotheca closterium, 1425 nucleotides long. The record is from the annotation of a GenBank genome assembly. Lineage: Eukaryota; Bacillariophyta; Bacillariophyceae; Bacillariales; Bacillariaceae.